AUGUCGAACCCGAACCAGCUGUACCUCCUCGCCGACCACGUCAAGCUCUCGCUGCUCGAGCGCCAGCGCGCCCGCAGCCUCAACCUCCUCGACGGCGACUCCAACGACGGCCACAUAUCCCGCUCCCUCGACCAGUUCCGCGACGGCCUCGCCCUCCUCGCCAAGGAGCAGAAGCGGCUCGAGGACGCCGGCGACGAAGAUGGCGUCCUCGCCAUCUCCGACGCCCUGCCCACCCUUCAGAAGCAGUACGACGACCUGAUCUCGCAAUUCCACGGCUUCUCGUCGCCGUCGAGCGCGUCGACGCUCACGCAUGCGAACGACCCGGCGCUCGAGCCGGACUUCGAGCACGCCACGGCCCCGGCCCCGGCCGCCGCCGCCGCGCGAGCUUCCUCCCCCUCCGCGUCCGCCACCCCGGCCAACGCGCCGCGCCGGAGCUCCCGCGGCGGCGGCAGCAGCGCGCCUAAGACCGUGCGCUUCAGCGACAACCCGUCCUCCGCAGACGCCGACGCCGACUUGGACCUAGAAGCGGCGCAGCGCGAGCUCUUCGGCCCGCGGUACCGGGACGACCCGGCGAGCGGGGGCGGGGGCGAGGGCGGAGACGGGGACGGGGGGGCGGCGACGCUGGGGUACCGGGACGAGGCGGAGGCGCUGGGGAGCAACGUGCAGAUCCACGCGUACCACCGGCGGAUCCUGGACGAGCAGGACGCGCAGCUGGACGCGCUGGGGGCGAGCAUCGCGCGGCAGCGCGAGCUGAGCCUGCGCAUCGGCGACGAGCUCGACGAGCACGUGGCCAUGCUCGACGACGUCGACGGCGCCGCCGGCCGCCACCUGUCGCGCCUCGACCGCGCGCGCCGCCGCGUCGGCCGCCUCUCCCGCGCCGCCGGCGAGAGCCGCCAGAUGAUCGCCAUCGUCGUCCUCAUCGUCGUGCUCGUCCUGCUCAUCGCCGUCCUCAAGUGA
Durotheca rogersii is the source of this 957-nucleotide messenger RNA. RefSeq names its product v-SNARE. The record is from RefSeq and is a predicted model, not a curated record. The transcript is spliced from 2 exons. NCBI's taxonomy places the organism in Eukaryota, Fungi, Ascomycota, Sordariomycetes, Xylariales, Xylariaceae. Bases 1 to 957 code for a protein of 318 amino acids.